UGCACAGAGUGGGUAGAGUUUUUCACGUUUUGGUAUUUAUGGAGAAUUGUUUCGAGUAUUUUUUUUGUAAUUAUUUAUGUGUCGCGAAGAUGAACUUUUGUAUAUGGUGAAAAUGUAGGCGAGAAAUUUAUCUAUUUUGUUUUUAUUAGUUUAUAGGCAACGAUUACUUGUAAGAUUCUGCUGUGGAUUUAUAUGUGAAUUUAAUUCGAUUUUUUUGUUUGCAUUUGGCUGAAUUCGUGGUGUAUUAGAUUCUAAGGCGACACGACCAGAUAUUUUACGUAUUUUAUAGAAUGAAAACAGUUUUGUUUUUGAGGAGAAUGAGUGAUGUGCUUCAUAAAAUUUUAUUAACCCAUAAGGAAUCGAAACGGUUUGAAUAAAAUCGAAACGGAUUAACACAAAAUGCCUUGGAAUUGUCUUUGUUCGAGCAAGGAUAAACGACGACCUGAAAUCAGUGCACCAAUUUUGAAUAACGAAGACAUACAAAAGCUUCAACUUAUUCCACUUAAAAAACCACUCAUCACGUCUGAGCAUUUACAACAAAAACUUGUUCAACCAGAAAAUAAUAAUUCCACAACGGUUGUCAUUGUUGACGUAGUGCCAGAUUGUCAUGACUUGGAUGCGGUGGUACGCAUUGACGAUAAAUGUGUGCAGAAAAAACAAUUGAAUAAGAAACAAAAAGAAAAGCAGAACAACAAAGCGAAGCCAUCGAAUUUGAAGAAGCAAUUGCCAUCAUCGACGACAACGAAUCCGAAUAAUGUAGAAAAUGAUAAAAUAUCGAAACAAUUGACGAAUGUUAAAUUUACCUUUGAGGUGAACGACACCCACAAUGAGAAACGAAAGGAAAGUGAUGGUGGGUUGGAGGAGGAUAAAAUUAGACCGUCGUCGGUACAAAGCGAAACGAAAAAAAGAGAAGAGAAAAUUGAGGAAAAACAAGACCAACCGUUAAAUGAUAAGAGUGGCAAUUAUGAUGAACUUCCUCUUAUACGAAUUGAAGAAUUCGCCGAUAACACGGACGAUAGCCAACAACUUCCGAAGAAAUCUGAACAUUUCAGUAAAAGUUCAGAAAGUAUACCGUUCAUUGAUGAGAGCCCACGGCAUCAACCACAAUCCAAUUUAUUUGAAACGCGCUACAUCACGAUCGAACCGCAAAAUAUCGGAUCGCAAAGUAGCAAAAACCCAUCAAAUAACAAUAACAUCGGUAAAAUCGAAUCCAUUCACACGUCAGCCGUACAGAAGCGUGAACAAUUCGACAAAUCUGCACAAAUUUUAUACCAAUCACAAAUGCAAUUGCCUGUGGCGCAUCAUUUCGAAAUGGUUCAGCGAUUAGACGUUAAAUUGUGCCAAGUUUGUCAUGAAUUUCUUUUGGAACCCAAGAGCGUGCGAUGUUUGACUUGCGGAUUCGUGUGUCACGAGAGCUGUGUUGCCACUAAGAAAAAUUACGAUGCAAAAACGCAACAGUCCAUUCCAAAAUCACAAUCGUUUCCUUUACCUUCACAAUAUCAAAAAUCAUCGGAUAACUUAGGACUUAAUUAUGUAACAGAACGAAUAUUGGGAUCGGUGCUACCGAGACGAGACGUAUCCGAUAUGCAUCAACAUCGACCGCACAGUGAAGGACCGGUAGACGUACAGCUGCAGGAUAAAUACGAAAAAGAGUUGAUUCUGAUGCUGGAACAGAAACAUGGCAAAAAUUACAAGAUGUUUGAUUUGGAAUCAUGCAUAUCAACGAUAACAUUGGAAAAAUUGUGCGAAUUAUGUAAACAUAUUGAUUCCUGGCUGGGUAGUGGACGUGAGAAAGUUGUUGUGCUGCAAGAUCGAGGUGACAAACAACGGUUAGGUGCCGCGAUCGCCGCAUAUUUGAAAUAUCUCGACAUAUGUGCAUCCAACUAUCCGAAACGGAAUGGCAUAUCAAAUGAGGACAUACGGGCUCAAAAUACAAUCGCUCGAAAUUGGCUAGAUUUGGAUAUGUUUUCAAUGCGAAAAUUUCUGGAAGAUGUUAUCGGUCCGUUGCGCGUUCCAUCUCACUGCCGUUAUUUGAAUUACUUUUCCGGACUAUUGUCCGGUAAGAUUAAGAUGAAUUCGUCGCCGUUAUAUUUGAAGUACGUAUCCAUUGAAUCGCCACCAUCAUGGAUGAACUAUGAUUCCAUUUCGACGCAAAGUUCGGAAUGGCGCAGUUUUAUUAAAGUUUACGAAGGAUUAAAUUGUGUCUAUACAUCAGAUAUUCAUGUAAUUCCAAUAUCAACCCGACAAUUCGUUUACGAAGUGGGACAAUUACGAUUACGUGGUGAUGUUAUCAUACGGUGCUAUCAACUAUUAGAGCAUGCUUAUCUGGAAAAACGCGAACUUAUGUUUUCCACGCAAUUUCACACUUGUGCCGUUACCGAUAAAACUUUAUCGUUUAGCCGUAGCGAAUUAGACUAUGCUUGUGAUGAUCCACGCUUUCCAUCGGAUCACCGAGUAACGUUAAGUUUUAGCGACAGUUCACCCGGCGAUAAUCGAGGAUAUAAUCUGAAAAGUCCAUUGGUCACAAUCGAACCCAUGAAUGCUAUAGCCAAAUACGACAGUUUGGAAAAUUUUAAUGACGCAUCUUCGCCACAUACACACGGACCAUUAGACGGUUCCUUAUAUGCAACGAUACUAAAGAGUCCAAAAACGCCUGAACGAUCUUCGUCUACGAUACCACAAUUCCCAACUGGCAACAACAACAACAAUAACAUUCAAUCGACAAAACAGGGAGCCACUCAAAAUCUGAUAUCUCCUCCGCCAGAGUUUAGCAACCAUAAAAAAAUUGAAAUUACGGAAAGACACUCACCGUAUUCGACAGUAAAUACUAAUUCAGUGCACAAUAUCGGUACACAAAUACGUAGCAGUAGCAGUCAAAGUAAUCGAUACACACCGACGCCAACAAUCAAUUACGAAGAAAUUCGUGUGCCAUCGAGAAGUUCAUCACGAGAAAUUGUGCUUCGCAAUUCGUAUAGUCAUCAAUCCACACCACGACCGAGUAGUUCACAAUCUCAAUAUCUAGAUCAACGGUCAUCCGUUUCCCGUGCUUCCAAUUAUACACCGAAUCCGAGUAGCUAUCCACCCACUUCGCACCAGGUCAAAGCAAUUGAAUCUUAUCAUUACACAACUGUUGACAACAAUAAUAGUGGAAAUAAUGCCGGAAAUUACCAAGAUGGUCGUGAAUCUGUCCGAAGUCCGUUGACUUUGUCUAUGGACUCGGGUAUAUCAAGCAGUGGAAUUGUAAAUCGACGUGUUCAAGGUUCCAGUGUUUCUCCAUCUAGUUUUCCCAGUCAAACUAGUCCUCAAGAAGAUCGUCAACGCGAAUUGGAUGACAUCCUAAGUGAUAUGCUAUUGACAGUUCAAGAUAUCCCAGAUAUUGUCAAAUGUAAACAGCAUAACACAUUAACCAAAAAACCUCAACAAAACAACAACCAAAUCAUAUUAACCCAACAUCAGCAACGAUCAUCAUCAACAACGAGCACAAAUACAAAUCAAGCGAAAGAUCGCGAACGUGAUUUUUACGAUACAUCUAGUACAACAACAACAAUUACACCACCACCAAGUGAGAGUGGACGCGAUACACCAAUAAUCGUCCAUACAAACAGCAGCAAUAGCAGCACGUUACAACAUCAACGAGACAAGAGAGAAUCAACACAUAUGCAACAGCAACAUCGCGGCACCGGCGAACAAAUAAUGGAUUUGCAAAAUCAGUCGUUUUCUUAUCCGCAACAAGUGCGCACCGAUAUAGUGUACGUAACAUCGGAAGACGAAGAAAUACCAUAUCACGCCCGUGAAGAUUCGCGACCAUUUACUUACGGAAAUCCAACUGGCGUUCAAUUGAGUCCAAACGGUACCGGUAUGUUGAAAAUGCAAUCGGGUUUGUCGAGUCCGUCGUUGGUGCGGAAAACGUUAGGCAGUAGUACGACACCACGGGGUGAUACACAUAAAAAGACUGGUGUUCGUAAUGAUUUUGAGGAAAUGCUAUUGCAACGACGCGAAAAAGUUUUAAAUGAAAAGUAUUCGAUCGGUGAUAAGACACCGAACGGUAGUGCUGGACAAUAUGGUGAAACAAAGUGGUCGAAUAUCAGUGCGCCUAACAAUAAUGGAUAUCAUUAUCACGAACCACUGAAACGAUCGAAUACCAUGGAUGGAGGUUUCGGCAGAAGUUACAGCACAGAUGACAGAACAUCUGGUCAGACAUGGUUACAAUUGCAACAACAGAAACUUCGAGCUAAAAAAGAACAACAAAAUAAUGGCGCUGAAUAUUUCGCACGAAAAAUUCAUACAGAAAAUCGAAAUCGACCAUUAAGAUCCAGAUCAAGUGCAGCUCAUAGAUACGAUGGUUACGCAAGUGAUACGGCUGCAUUUGAUGUUGAUGCUUUUAUCGACGAAGUUGAUUACAGACGACCUUUACAUGUUCAGACGCCGCACAAUCGAUCAUCGGACCGGAAUUAUCAUACAAUAACGACCACAACAACGACCAAGGAACGACCAUUUGUAUCAGUGAAACGAGCUCAUGAACAGGCCAAAUUGAAUACAAUAGGCUCAUCAUCUGUCAGUCCACUAUCUGUUUUGAAUGCAUCACCACUCGGUCAUAUAUCACAAGCACAAUCACCAAAUGGUCUUUUAUCGUUUGCCGAUAGUAACACUUCUCCACGUAACGGACAUGUUCGAUUGGAGUCCGAAAUUCUAACAAAUGGCAACGACAAACCACCAUCCGCUUCAGUGAUAAAUACAUCGACAACAGUAACUGACAAUGAAAAUGCAUGCGGUCAGUUAGCAUUAGAUCGAUUACUCAAAUCAUUGGCAAUCGAAAAUAAUAAAAUCGAAGAACAAUUGGAUCAUUUGAACAACGGUAAUGGUCGAGAUAGUUAUCGCAACGGCAAUUCCAAUAGUCCCACUGAAAUAUUUAAAUUUCCACCGCCGAUAAGGGAUAAAAAUCAUAAUAAAAUCGAAAAGAACGAUAGUUUAAAUGAUGUUAUUGCGAAUUUAACCGACUUUACGCGACAUGAAACGAUGAGACAAAGUCUGACAAAUGGAAACCGUAGUCCUAGUAUAGUUAACAAUAAUCGACAGUAUUUAGAACCGACAAAUAAUGUCAUUAAGCGCUUAGCAUCUGAGUCGGAAAAUAGUUCAUCAAUUUCACCCAGUCUAUCUGAAAGAAGUAAUGGUGUUUCAUGGAGUGAUCAGGUACGCGAGGAGUCAUUUUCAUCGUAUCGAUCUGAAACAGAACCAGAUACAUCGAUUGCAGGCUCACCCCGACCGGAAACUCCUGCUUUUCCUGUAACGCCCCGUACGCCGUACGGAUUUAAUUUAAAUGGAAAUUCUAGUCCAGCUCUUCCACCUAAGAGUCCAACAUCAAUGCGACGACUUAAUAACUCAACCUGGUCUUUACGAUCUGGAAAAUCAUCGACAUCGACUUAUGACUUGAGCAAGGACCUGUAUUCGUCAAACCAAAAUAGCCAGCUACACCAACUUGCUAAUCAAAACGAUCCCAUGUCAUGUUAUACAUCAAGACGAAAUUCGACAACUUCGAACGCAAACAGUGAACCACAAGAAGUGGCACCACAUUUGGUCAAGUUCGUUCGUGAUUCAUCGAAGUACUGGUACAAGCCGAACAUAAGUCGCGAGGAAGCAGUGGCUUUACUACGAAAUGCAGCACCCGGAACAUUCAUCGUUCGUGAUUCAACAACAUUCGCCAAAGCUUACGGUUUAGUCGUUAAAGUGGCCUAUCCACCACCAGGCAUUCAAUCAAAAGGACCGCCAGGCGACGAAUUGGUUCGACACUUUUUGGUCGAGCCAACAACACGUGGUGUUCGAUUGAAGGGGUGCUCGAACGAACCGGUUUUCACAUCGCUAUCCGCUUUAGUUUAUCAACAUUCAAUCACACCGUUGGCAUUGCCAUGCCGUUUGAUUAUUCCCGAUAGAGAUAUGCAAUCGGUUGAAUUCCAUUCGCCCGCUCAGCAACAAUUGAUCACCCAAGGAGCGGCCUGCAAUGUUUUGUACUUGUUUACAUGCGAAACAGAGUCGUUGACCGGACCGGAAGCUGUCCGAAAAGCGAUAACAUUUUUGUACUCGCGGAAACCAUUGCCCAAACCGACCGAAGUGCACUUUAAGGUAUCACAUCAGGGUAUCACACUUACCGAUCAGACGAGGCAGCUAUUUUUCAGAAAACAUUAUCCUGCAGCUAAUAUUUCACAUUGUGGCCUUGACCCAGAAGAUCGAAGGUGGAGCGUACGGGCUACGGGUGAUGUUCCAGUUAGCAACAAAAGCAUAUUUGCAUUCGUUGCUCGACGAUCAACAUCAUCCACAGACAAUCAAUGUCACGUAUUUUGUGAAUUGGAACCAUCGCAGCCAGCAACAGCCAUCACAUCAUUUACCAACAAAAUCAUACCAACUGCCAGUCAAAUGAAUGUGUCGAAGAACAUUUAAUUUAGCUGAAUCGAUACUUGUUUUUGAGAAAGCAUUAUGAUGAUCGCGUGGCAGUCUGUUGACAUACUAUCCGAAACUGCAAGAAGUUAAAUCAAAAUUAUUUAAAAAAAAAUAAAAUAAAAUAAAAAUGAAAACUCGUGUGUGUAAAUGUGUUGUAAUCCGUUCAACGUAAUAAUUUCUUUUUUAGUUUCAUUUUAGUUUGCACCACUAUGUGAGUUAACAGUUUUGUUUUUGUGUAUUUCUUUCGUGAGUGAUGAAACAAUUUAAUGAAGAAAAAAAAUUAAGCAAAAAAAAUAUUAAUCAAAUUUAAAAAAAAAAAAGAAAUUGUAGAAUACUAAUGAGCAAAUUGAGCAAUAUACAAUUUUACCAUAAAACAUUUUUAUCAAGACGAAGAAAAAAGCAAGCAAAUAAUUAAAAUAUUGAAGAGAAAACCACAUAAAUAAUUGAAUGACAAACUGUAAACUGAAUAAUUUAUUUUUUAAUUACUUUUUUUAACCAACCAAAUAAGUGUCAUAAAAACACCAAUUCUUAGAUCUGAUCUUUUGUUGACAUUAAUAACAAUUAUAACAAAACUAUCGUUUCUAUAAACUUCAAACUCUUAACCGCCAACAAUAAAAUGGAGUGCUAACGAAGAGCUAUUUCGGAUCAGUUAUAAACGUAACUGACCUUGACGAAAACGU
Molecule: messenger RNA, 7112 nt
Organism: Bradysia coprophila
Lineage: Eukaryota; Metazoa; Arthropoda; Insecta; Diptera; Sciaridae
Gene: by
Product: focal adhesion protein tensin
Cellular component (GO): focal adhesion
Molecular function (GO): protein binding
Source: RefSeq, a predicted model, not a curated record